Miscanthus lutarioriparius is the source of this 378-nucleotide messenger RNA. The record is from the annotation of a GenBank genome assembly. NCBI's taxonomy places the organism in Eukaryota, Viridiplantae, Streptophyta, Magnoliopsida, Poales, Poaceae.
AUGAAGAGGAAUCCUCGUAAGGUUAAGUGGACAAAAGCAUACAGGCAAUUGCAUGUCAAGGACAUGACCCAGGAUGCAACUUUUGAGUUUGAGAGGAAGAGGAACAGGCCUGAGCGCUAUGACCGCAAUUUGACGGAGCAAACUCUGAAGGCUAUCCCACUUAUUAUAAAGACUAGGCAUGACCGUCUGGAAAAGCACAUUUCAAACAGACAUAAACCUGGUAAACGCAAGGAGAUCCAAAAAGAUUCUAAGGAGGUGGCACAGGACAUCGGUAUGCUUCCGAAGAAGCUUAUUAGCAACGAGCUCGCAGCUGAGAAAACAAAGAUCAAGGUCAAAGUUGUUCAGCAGCAGACAGAAGAUUACGCUAUGGAAGAGUAG